AUGUCUUAUAUUCCUCCACCAACACCGACCUUCGAAAAAGACAGGAUAAGAGCGUUGAAAAAUGAACGAAUCAACUCUCAAAAGAAAACUUUCACUAAGUGGGUUAAUUCCUUUCUUGACAAGGUGAGUUUAUCUCGAUAUGAUCUUGACAUGUGCAAAGCCUCCACCGGAAUAUUUGAAUACCAAUUUUGUUGAUAGUAAUUUUACCUCUUCUAUUUAGGAAUUAAUUUUACAUGUUGAGCGUGCCGAAGGGAAUUUUUUUUGUCGCAAGAGGUCUUCUUCAAAGCUAUAUUUUGAUCUAGCUUUAAAGAACUUUCUAGUAUAAACAAGCUGAACUUUUUAAACAUGGCAUAGGUGUUCUCUGACAAGUUUGCCUUGACUUGUUUUCACUUGCGAAGUUACAAGGCACUAAGUAUGGAAGGAUAUGGGGAGCUUUAGAAGUCUCCUUGUCUCAGUCUGUCAUUACUUGGGCAAAAUUUUUCUUACUCUCCACAUCCUUUUAUCCCUCCCAAAAAUAGUAAGUAUCAGUUGGCAUCCUUGGAAAAAUUAAACCCAAAAAGUUUAUUUUAUUUUCAGCACCUUUGCAAAAGAUAUUUGUGGGGCUACAUUUCAUGUAUUUCUUUUCAGAUAAAAUCCCUCUUUAACCCUCUUCAAGACCAUUAGAAUAUGUUAUAUCAACCUCAACUUUCAUGUUUAAACAAAAUGUUUAAAUUUAGAUUUUCAACAGCUAUAAUCAUUCAAGUCUUCUCAUUCAGAAAAAAGUAUACCCUCCUUUGGAGCACAUACCUGUCAAAGCUAAGGGAGGUUGGGACCCCCUCCCUUGGGGUUUUGCCAUUUGAACCUUUACACACUAACGCCAAUGCACAAAUUCUCAAUACUAUUCCCCAUAUAUUUUCUAGGUUAUUAACAGAGAGAAUUUUCUUUACAAUCAAGAGCUUCUUAAGUUAAGGAUCAUUUCUUCUAUUCUCUUGACCUCAACAUUUGAUUCAUUGUUGUGUAAAGAGAAAUUACAUGUAUUUACUGCACAAGGUGCUCUUUGGGCUUGAAUGGUUAAAGCCACAUCCAAAUGUAUCUGUUUUCAUUUGAAAACGCAGCUGUUUUCUAUGGAUAUGGCUUCUGUCCACAAGUAUCCAAUAAAAAUGAUUACUGAUAAUGGAACUUUUAAAAAACUCUCUCUGGAGUGGAAUUUUUGAAAAUGCUGCUUUCAUGUGUAUGUCAAACUAUCGGUUCAAAUCCAGUCCAUGCAAAUAACAGUGAAUACGUAUGUGUCAAGCAUGGAAAGUUGGGUUAUUGUUUAAAAGUUAUCAUUUUCAAAUCAAUCCAUUGUGUACAUGUGGACGGUGAAAACAAUGCAUUUGACAUGAAUCUUGAUUUGUUCUAGCACAACAGCCAUGUAGAUGACCUAUUCACUGACCUAUCUGAUGGCAGAUUAUUAAUUUCUCUUCUUGAGAUUAUUUCUGGUGAAAAACUGGGAAAAAUUGGUAAGACAGCUAAUUUUUAAUACAUAAUUUUCUGGAGUUUACUUCUCAAUACAAUGUGUAAACAUAAUCAUUAAGUGGGUUAAGUGGCUAAGAUCAAACUCUCUGAACUGAUAAACAAAGUAAAUGUAAUGUUGUCAAUAGUGGUGACUGAUAUUUUGACAACCUGAGCAGAAGGUAUCAUCAGAUUCAAGUGACUAGUUGUUGUCAGUCAGAUGUUCUAAGAACAAAUUUAAACAAGUUUAUACAAAUUUAAACAAGUUAAUAUAAACAAGACUUAGAGAACUUUUGACAGACAUAACUAUUUGCUUAACUCUGAUUAUGCCUUCUGCUCGGAUUAUCAUCAUUACCGACAACAGUCCUUCUCAGGAUUACACUCACCUGAGUAAUCAGACUACACUAUCACAUGUUAUACCCAGGUUCAGAUCAUUUACUGUAUUACAUGUGAUGUCUAUAAAAUUGAGGGGAGAAUUUCUAACUAAAUCAUUGAAGUUUGAGGGUCAAGGUCUUAGUUGGAAAUUAUCAUUAGUUCAUUUGCUACUGUUCAUUACAACUUACCACUGAAUACUUUGUCCUUGCAGCUCGUGGAAAGCUUAGGGUGCAUAAGAUUGAAAAUGUGAACAAAGCCCUUGAAUUUCUACAGCGCUCUGUAAGUCUGAUUCCACAGAACUUUCAUCUCCUGUUUGAUAACAUUAUGGAUAUUAUAUGUGAUAUUUUCUUUAUAUUUAUGCUGUAAAUGCAGGUGAAGCUUGAGAGCAUUGGAGCAGAAGAUAUAGUGGAUGGCAAUGAACGUUUAAUCCUAGCUGUGAUUUGGAUGAUUAUUCUGCGAUUCCAAAUUGCAGAUAUUUCCUAUCAGGUAUAAUGAUAUAUUUAAAUAUUCACAAAACAAUAGAACCCUCCCUCAUUUCUGUACUGCAUGCAGUUAGAGUUUUUUAUAGAUCUUUACAUACAAAGAUAAAAGAUUAUUGUCAUGUACAUCAAAUAAAAUUCACCGUGUAUUUUUGAAAUUUUGAGCAGUUAAGUUGUUUCCUAAAUGGAGGUAACUCUUGACACCCAAACACCAGUAUCAAUAAAUUAUCUCUAUAGUUUUCUCAUACUUGUACAUCCCUUUGGUACCAACAAGGAUAAUUUGUUUAACAAUGAAAGUUUCUUAGGGUUGGCGAUCAUUUUGCUUUUUCUAGUGAUCUUAACCCUUUUUCAAGUGAAUCUUACAAUAUCAAUAAAUGAAUCAAGCUGGCAUAAAUGAGAAUAGAAAAGAAAAUUUAUUAUGGGAUUGUUAGUUGUCCAAUGCCAAAUUCUCUGGGUUAACAUCAAGCAGAUAGUUGACUAAAAUCUUGGAAAGGGUUAAUAAAUUUAAACAUAAGGAGAAAAUACAUGCUGGUCACUCUCUGGGUUUAAAGGAUUAAAAAUGGGUAUUUAGACCCAGAAAAAGUGUUCCUUCCAAAGAAUUCAAAUAAUUUCUGAACAUUUACCUAGACCAAAGUUUGCAUUCCCCUGAUUAGAGAUUUCCCACCAUACUUUUCGUCACACAGUCGGGCUUAUUUCACAAAACAAGUGACUUUACGUUUUUAGGAUGAAAUGUCUCAGGAGAAAAAGUCUGCCAAAGAGGCCCUCCUGCUUUGGUGUCAAAGAAUGACCAGAGGGUAAGAUCAUAUUUGACUUAAAUAAUCUACAGAACUUCUUAGAUGCUUGUAAGUAAAUGUUAUAAACACAGUUACACUGCAACUGGAACGUGUUUUACCACCAGCCAAAUGUUUUGUACAAUCUUAACUCCAUAAUAAAGAAAAUUGUUUUAUUGUUAUUAUUAUUAUCUCAAAGAUAUCCUGGAGUUGACAUCCAAAAUUUUACCACAAGCUGGAGAAAUGGUUUGGCUUUUAAUGCUCUCAUUCAUAAACACAGGUAAUUUUAUCCCGACAUCGCUUCAAAUGAUAUUUAUAACAACAUUUAUUUUCAUGUGAUUAUACAACAGUUGCUUCUAACCCUACCAUUCCCAGAUAUCAAAUUGGUUACAAAUUGAGCUAGAGAUUUCUGUUAUGCAUAAAAAUCAGGAGUAAAUAAUAUGUGUUUUAGUAGAAAUCCACUCGUUGUCAACUAUUCAACACUUAACAGCAAGACAAACAUAUGUUCUAGUAUUACUUUGUUUAUGGGGUCAAUAUGUUAGGUCACUCCUCCUACUCACAGCUAAUCAGAUUACAGAAUUUUUGUUAGAGCUAGUUGAUUAAUACUCAUACAUACAAUAAUAACCUUUAAUAACCUGUAAUAACCUUUUGAAGUUGGGGGUAUUACUGUAUUAAGUGUUAAAAUCUCAACCUUAAUAUUUAGUCUGAAUUUUUUUCUCCUUUUUCCAGACCUGAUAUAAUAAACUAUGGUACCCUAUGCCCCAGCCAGCAUGAGGCAAACUUGAACAAUGCUUUCAAUGUUGCAGAGGAGAGAUUAGGAAUAGCCAAACUAUUGGAUGCAGAAGGUUGUUGCCAUUAUUUUUUUUCUUCAUGAUUACUGUGUGCAUUUGAGAUUCAAGUCUUUCUCAGUCACUUGAUUAGUUCGUUUGCCUUUUCCAAUAAUUUCUCUUUAGAUGUGGACUGCCCACGGCCAGAUGAGAAGUCCAUCAUGACAUAUGUGUCAAUGUAUUAUCAAUAUUUUGCCAAAAUGAAGACAGAAGAAACAGGAGGAAGACGUAUUGCAAAGGUGCAAGACAUUUAAGGAUUUUAUGAUUCUUAUUAAAAGUAUUCCAUAUCACAGUUACAGCAUCUCUUGUGCAUGAGUUCUCCUUUUGAAGCAGCAGUGAAGCUUUAAACCAUUGACAAGGGCUAGAGUAAGAGGAGAGCAAAUAAGCCAUUGGAGACUUGGAAUGGAAUGGGAACAAGUUCUGCUUCUAGUUAACCAGCUCUCAGUUGUCUUGUUUAACCCUUUAACUCCCACGAGUGACCAAGACAGGAUUUCUCCUUACAAUAUAGAUAGAAUAUCAAGCAGAUAAGUGAUGAGAAUAAAGAAAAUCAUCAGUUAGGGGAUCAUGAGUUGAUCCAACACCAAAUUCUCCAAACUAACAUCACAAGAACGGUAUUGGCAGACAGUUGGGAGAAUUACUAAUGGGAUCUUGGGAUUUAAAGGGUUAAGUGGGCAGAAAUCUGUUACUUUGGGCCUUCCUGCAAUGGUAGACAAAACUAGAAUUGUCCCCACAAAAUCAAAGGACAGAUUUUGUUAUGACAAAGUUUUGCUUUGUCUGUUGCAUUGGCAUGAAGAAUUUCAAAGCCACAACAAUUAGCACUGCCUUUAGAGCCAGAGCCCCAGCCAAUCUUUCCCCAACUCAUCUCAAAUCUUCCUCUGGGUAGAGAAACUCACAUCCUGUAGCCAUGUUAAAGAGGGCCUGCUUUAUUCUAGAAUGUACAGUGCACAUGCUUACCUGUGCAUCUAGGUGAACCUUAGUGACAUUCUGUAGUCUCUUUUCAAUCACUCACUCAGCUAAAUAUUGACAUGACAAACUUUUUUUGUUCAAAAUGAAAAUCUCUGGAUUUGAUCAUCUGACUACAGAUCCUUGGGAUUUUAAUGGAGGUGGAACAGAUGGAGAAGACGUAUGAACAGAUGGUGUCAGACUUGUUAAACUGGCUUAACACUAAGAUUGUAGAGCUUGGUAGGCCAUUCCAGAAGUCUAUGGUAGCAGUUCAGAGGGAGAUGGCAUUAUUUAAGCAUUUCAGAACAGUUGAAAAGCCACCAAAGUAAGUUGACUUGCAUGAACUAAUUUUAAAUUGUUCAAAGCUGAUGUAGCCCUUCAACCCUUAAGAGCGACCAGCCUUUAAAUUUUCCUCUAAGUAUCACUAGUGAAUGAAUCAUAAAGGUCAUGAGAAUAAAGAUUGUGAUCACCAACAAAACAAGCUCAUGAUUGUUAAACAAAUUCUCCAUGUUAGCACUAUAAGAAAUUUAUAGAGAACAGUAUGGAGAGUAUACACACUGAUGUCAGGGGGUGGAAUAUUGUCAAUUUAUGGGUAUAUUAGUCUUUUUUAUAGCCAUUUUUAGAUUGUGUUGAAUCAUGAGCUUUUUGAGACCUAGCAAUGAUUGUGAAGGUUAAGGUUGCCAUAAUACUCCUUUAAAGUAUUGGAAAAACAGGUCAAAUUUUUAAUUAUGACAAUUGCAGUAUUCUUUUACAAUUUUGAAUUUUCGCUUUGUAGAUGGCUGCAUUGGCAAAAUUCCAAAAUAAUUUAAGAUAUUUGUUCCGUAACUGUCUCAUUCUGACCUAAUAACAGACUUUCCUUGAUUUGUUUGAGCUUAUAUCAAGAAUAGCUGAUUCCUUUAAUUGCCUUUUAUAACUUCUGGUCUUCUGAUCGCUUUUUUUUUUUCUAAGUUGUUAUUAUUUUUCUUCUCAACAUCAGAUACUCAGAACGAGUGAAUAUCGAAGCCCACCUCUUUAGCUUACAAACGAAACGAAAGGGUAACAAUCAACAACCUUACAUACCCCCUGAGGGUAAAUUAGUGAUGGACAUUAACAGGGCGUGGCAGGUUAUGGAGAGUGCUGAACAUGACAGAGAAAUGGCGCUACGCCAGGAAUUGAUAAGGUAUUGUAUUUACUCGAGAGAGUGUCUCCCUCCUUCGGAGAUGCCUUGCAUUUUGGAGUCAUGUGCACUGCUGAUAAUUACCAUCGUCGAAUAUACGCCUUAAGAUUUCGUGUAUGAAUGUUCCCAGGAGCGAGCUUAAGACAACCUACUUGUUGGUGGGGCUAUAUACAAGGUUCUUAUGUGACACGUGUCCAGCAUAUACUGGGGAAAGGAAGCAAAGCGCGGGAAAUCGCGGCGACCAAGUCGUGAUUGGUGUUGGUGUUGCAUCCAAUUGGUUGAGAGAGUGACGCGAGUUUUCUGAACCAAUCACAGAGCGAAGUAAAGCAAAACCAAUGAAAUCCCGCAUUAUUUUUAAAACUCAUUGAAAAUUGCUCUAUCGAAUACCAAUUACGUAUGACAACCAACUUUUCUUUGGGGGAACGAAAAGUGUCAUUUUAAGAAGCUAAGCACAAGGCUAGAGAUAGAAACUCCAUUAUGACCCAUCUACAACACCGUAAGAGCCUUAUGAAGAUAUUUCUGAACGAGAUUCUUCCAUAACUUGUGAUGACACUGACCAAAACAAAUUUCAAAUUCAAGAGAAAACAUUUUAAAGACAUGUUUCGGCGAGUGUUUGCCUAAGUUAUUGUAAUGUUACUAAUUUCAAAUAUCGUGAUUCGAUUAAUCUGAUAACGUAAUUUUUAUGAAACGUGUAAAAGCAAAGUCAACGGAUACGACACAAUGAACUGAUGAUGGCAUGAGUCAUGCUGAAACACGUUCUCUCGUGAAUUUGAAUUGUUUUUGAUGAAAUGUCUUUGCUGUUCCUAGGCAAGAGAUGCUUGAAAAACUAGCUGACAAGUUCGAAAGAAAGGUAAAGAGUUCAGCUACUGUGAGGUUUUUUUUCGUGUGUGUGUGUGUUUCAUUAACGACGGCUUCUGUAUGUUUGAAUUUUCAGGCUUCCCUUCGCGAGUCUUGGUUGGAUGAUAUGAUGCAUGUUCUGGAAGGAGAGGCAUUGGGUCAAGACGCGGCGACCGUAGAGGCGGCCUUUAAACGACAUGAAGCCAUAAGUACCGACGUCAAGGCCAGGGUGAGUGAUAAUAACCUGUAAGUUGCCAGUUUCUUUUGUGUGUGUCUUCUGGCGAGAAACCCGACGCAGCACACGCAAACGACACGCACACUCCGUGGUAUUAAACGCAAAUGCAUUACAAAACUGCACGCAGUUCAGUGCACGCAAUCAAUCAACACGCAUUAAAUGCAUGUGUUAGGACAAAAGUGCUUGCAGUAUGAAAAAAUAUUGAUUGCCAUUAAACACUUACCUUUGUGGUUUGUAGGAAGAACGUUUUCAAAUGGUCUUUGACCUGGCCCAGGAACUAAUUGAUGAAGAUUACCACAGAUCUGAUGUUAUCAGUGCAAGGUAUUGCGAUCUACCAAAACCACUUCACUACAAAAAGUAUCAAACUCAAUCUCUAGACCCAAACUCGACGUACAAAAUGGAAUUGAUAAUGUUGAUAAUGAUAAUUGUAAUAAUAAUAAUAGUAAUAGUAAUAAUAAUAAUGAUAGUGAUAAUAUCUUUAUUUCAAGUGCUAGAAUCUAUUUACAAUGGAAUCUAUAAUUCUGUAUUUUUACAUAUGUCGAUAACAAUAAAAUUUUAAAUAUAAAUACAUUACUAUUAUGUUUGCUAAGGAAAAAAACAAAAUAUAUUUAAAAAUCUAUUGACUUUGAGGGCGAAGUGGGGAGGAAUUGGAUCUCCAGAACCCUCCCUAUGAAUCUGCCAUCGGGGAAAGGUCACGCCCCUGUCUUAAGCCUUCUUUCCUAUUUCACUCCGCGCUGUUAUCAUGCCCCGCCAAGAACUUUAGGAACAGGCUUUCUAGGCGGAAGGAGAAGCUUUUAUAGCGCAUUUCAUUACGUUAGCUCUUUUAACAGAACAGACGCAGAGAUCUUUGAACUAAAGAGCUCUGUCAAGGUAUCUGACCCAAUCUGAUUUUGUGUUACAGAGAAGAGGUUAUUAUGACCAAAUGGGACAAGCUGAUCGGUAUGUUAGAGGCGAAGCGUUCAACUCUGGUGGGUUUUAAGGAUCUUGUCGGUUUGUUCAGAGAAAUGGAUGGUGCACACGGUGACAUGCAGGAUAUUGAGGUACUAGCCGGAUAACGAAUACGAUCUAUGUUACAUUACGUUCUCCGUAACCUUCAAGCAGGCCCUCGUUAUUAGUGCUGCGCGUGUUUCUCCGCCCGCGGAAAGGUUGGAGACGAGUCGGGGCGUGGUUUUCCAGCGUUCUCUUAGCAGAUCUCUCGCUGUACGUAUAAGGACUCACACUUUUCUCGCGGGGUAAGAAAUGCUCAUGUCCGGCGCAGCACUAAUAUAGAGAAUCCGCGCUUUAGACGGUUUCCUUUUUGUGCUUUAGUUUGCCAUCGAACUCUUUGAUAUCUUCUUUUUUGCUUUUUAGCCUUUGUGACUACGCUUACGACAGCAGAUCGAAAUCCCCUCUUUUAACCCAAGUUUUAAGUACCAUUCUGUUUUGCAGUCGGCUGUGAGAUCUGAGGACUAUGGCAAGCAUCUGUUAGAUGUGGAAAAUCUUCUCCACAAGCACAGUUUAAUUGAAUCACAAAUUCAAUCUCAAGGAGAAAGUGUCCAGAGAAUCAACAACGUGGCGCAGAGAUUUAUCAAAGCAAAGCAUCCAGAAAGUCGGGUCAUCAAAGAAAGACAGUCACUUCUUGCUCAAGCAUUUGAGGUAUAUAACUGAAUCUUACACAGGGGUUUCAAUGGCAGCCGGGUAGCAGAUAAAUCCGUCUACCUGCUGGUGAUGCGCUGGCUAUCUGCUUGUAGCCUUCACACAAAUGUCAUUGGGCUCCUAAUAUACAACUCUCCUCCACUUUGUUCAAAUUGUUUGACUGUUAGAAACAACAAAGAAACAGAAAUUGGAAUCGCCUUAAAAAUGCGGAAAAUGCGAUUGCAAUAGUCACAAUUUACCAGCGGAGCCUGGGCCUCCAACUUCACUCCCAAGAUCUCUUUAGUAAUUCUCCCUACUGUCUGCAGUACAAUUAUGAUGUUGACCUGCAAAAUUUGGUAUUGGAUCAACUUUUACCCCCUAAGUGAUAUUAAUCUUUAUUCUCAUUAGUUGUCUGCUUGAUUUUGUAUUGAUAUUGUUAGGAAAAACUCUGUCUUGGUCACUCAUGGGAGAAUAAGAGUUAAUGAAACUUAUUUUACGUUAACAUGGUUAUCAAUAAGUUUGAAAGUGGUAUGAAAAUAAGAAAUAGUCGGCGGCCAAUUACUUGAUUUCAUGUUAAAUCGUUUUCGUCCACAGGCGUUAAUUCAGCUGGGAAAGGAGCGUCGCGCAAGGCUUGAAGAUUCCCUGAGACUUUACAAAUUCUUUGGAGACAUGGAGGAAGAGGAGAUGUUCGUCAAAGAAACGGAAAAAGUCCUCUCUUCAAAAGAUGUUGGAAACGAUCUGAUAAGCUUGACAAGACUCCAACAGAAACACAAGGUUAGCUGCGACAGAGAAUUGGUUGAAUGUAUCUGUUCGUUGUCGGAUGUUGCUAAAACCAAGAACGACCGAAUUCGACAAGCGCUUUGAUCAGUACAGAGAAGCGACUUUUCAGCGUGAAAAAUAUCUCGCAAUGUUAUAGAAGCAAUCCCGAAUUGGAUGGACGCACGCUAGACAUUGUCCACUCCUUAAUUUUUAUGCGAAUUACAACAAAAUCAAGCAUGUGCUGAAAGAUGUUUGGUGCGUGGACUUUCCGUUAAAAUUUCAGUUUUAUCUUCGACGCCCAAAGUGUUUAUUUCCUUUUAUAAUGAGAAAAUCCGUUCUUGUCUGACUGGAAAUUCCUUUCUGCAGCUUUGGGAGAGAUAGUUUCCACUUUGUUUCUGUGUUAAUUAUUGUUUUAACUCAAUAGGCUCUAGAAGCAGAGUUAAGUGGCCGUUUUGCGCAUUGUGAAACAGUCUGCGCCAAAGGGCAGUCGCUCGUUGACAGAAGUCACUACGCUUCUAAAGAGAUCAGAGCAAAGAUUAAACAGCUGCAGAACAACUGGAUGAAACUAAGAGAACUUUUAAUCACAAGAUCAGAGAGAUUAAAAGAUGCUGCACAAUCGUUACAGGUAAGAGGUGCUUUUUUGAGGCAGAGUAGCGGGCUGUCUGAGUGAUUGGCUCGCUUUCUGCUUCUGACCAACAGACGGUUUAAGCAGGUGACCAAGCCUUGGACUGGCUGAUUAACCGAAGGAAUGACUGACCUAAUGAACUGAUGAGUGAAUCAAUUAAUGACUGACUGACUGACGGACGGAAUGGAUGACUGACUGGCUGACCGACGGACUAAAUAAAUGCCUGAUUGACUGACGGAAUGAGUGAAUGAAUGAAUGAAUAGGUAAGUGAGUGAGAGAGUGAUGGGAACAUGGUUCGGUGGGUGAGUGAAUGACUGAGUGAAUGAUUAUUUUGUAAUUCAUAGAAAUAAACGAUGAAAAUGUUCUCUCUGUACUGUAUUUAGUAUUACUCAGAUUCUAAUGACGCGGAAUCUUGGAUGAAAGAGAAAAUGUACGUCGCGAGCAGUGAAGAUUAUGGCAGGGACGAACAGAGUGCAAUGGUGGGUACAGAAAUUCCAAGAAUCAAUUUCCAGCACGGCUGUGCACAAAACCCAUCGGUCGUUUAUUUAUUUCGAGAAUUAUUUGUUGAUUCAGUACCAAAUUCUUUAAAUUAGCAUCAUAAGAGUUGUAUGACAGACUGUAAGGAGAAUAUACUUGUAAGAUCUUGGAAGUGAAAGAGUUAAGCUUAUGAUAUUUAUUUGGUAUUUAUGAAUAUCAGGCUUAUCGGCUCGGUAUUAAAAGAACUCUUUUACAGUUUUGAUCAUGGUGACGAGGUUGGAAGAGAGCUUAUCAGAAAGCGGGUAUUACAGAGAGGCUUUGUAGGAAACCGGCUUACCGUAGAGGUUCCGAUAUUUACACGUGCUUUGAGUUCUGAUUGGUUACCUAUGUUAAGUACUAUUAAUCUGAUUGGCUGUUGUAAGUGUUAGGUUUUGGUCUUAUAACCCCUCAUUGCAAUUUUACCCUUCACACCACUUUGUGAUAUGAUCCCUCUGCAAUUCUGACAUUCCGUCGAACAUUAGCUGACAUUUUCUUCUGGUUGUUUUGUAGUCCUUGCUGCAGCGACACACGAACGUGAUAGACGAGAUUAAAGGUUUUGCUGAUGACAUGAAUCGCUUGAGGGAACAAAGUAAACUGAUGGAGAGCAACGAACAGGCGGUUCAGGUGAGCAGAGGACUAUUUGAUAGUCCUUUUCUUCAUCGCUUUGCAUGACUCACUGCCAUUUCUUCUUGUUACAUUUUUACAUUUUCUGGGAUCAAUGUCAGUACCUCAGCAACUGCGCACUUACUCCUCCCUAACCCAACAACAAUCAACUGAGAACAACUUAGGGUAAAUGUCGGUGCGUAGUUGUUCAGAUACUUACGUUAAUCCUUUUCUGAUUAUUGAUGAUCUUAGCAGUAUAAAGGACUCGUGUCAUAUGUGAACCUUGUACUAAAAGGCCUGGCUCACUAUUGAGUCUCUGUGGCCCAGUGAGGUAGCAUCAGCGCGUGGAAUUCACUUCGCAUUAACUCCUUACUGGGUUCUCAGAAUUUUUCUUCGCCUCACGCUCGUGACAAAACGAAAAACAUCGUCUUUCAUUUCAUCACCGUGUGAUUUACCAUCUUUUUAUUUUAUUAACUCUCAUGGAGCUUUCGACAUUGCAAAUCCUAGCAGUAUUCGGGGCGCGUGUACCACACGAACGCAGCAAGGGCCAGGUGCACCAUAGUCUCUGAGGCUCAGUGGUAGAGCAUCGGGGUGUGGAAUUCGAAGGCCUGAGGUUCGAUUCCUCUUGGAGAUUUAGGAUAUUUCUUUGUCCCACAGCUCGUGACGAGACGGAAAAACAUAUUUUUAUUUUCUUUUUUUCUUUCUCUCUAGACAAAGGUGGAACUGUAUGAAGAGGAAGCUGAGGUGGAGACAGACGAAGAAGUCGAGGAAACCGUAGAAAGAGAAGUUAUGAAAGACGUUGUACAGGAAAUUAAAGUCCCACAAGUAAAAGCUCUGCACCCAUUUGCCGGACAAGGGCUUAAAAUUACCAAGGGAGAGGUGAGUAGGGGUGAAAAUGAAGUGUGGGAGGGGGGAGUUGCGACAGUUUUGGUUCCCAGGCGAUUAUAUAAAAUGUUAGCCAUUAAAUUUGCAGCGAAAUUCGCCAGUUUUGCGACCCUUAUUCGCGGGUCAUAAAGCUCAGUGUUUUUUUGCGCUUGCUAGCAUUUAUAGUUUUGAGACUAUAACGUGAUAUUUACAUUUUUGUUUUUAUAUUUAGGUUUUCUUUUUGAUUUCAAAGACGAACAAAGAUUGGUGGAGUGUGAGGUACAACAAAUUUCCUAACAGUUUAUUUCAGCAAUCUUUUAUUCUUUAUUUCGAGUCGAACCAAAUGCUCAUGGUCUUUCAAAUGUAGCCCGAUCACGCUAGUAGAUCUCGUUUGCAAAAACCCACACUUGGUUAGGCGACAUUUUCUUCAGGAAAGUUCAAAAGGUAGGGAGAAACCGAAAGUAAAACGAGCCCGGUGGACUGGUACCCUUUAACUCUCAUGAGUGACCAAGACAGAAUUUCUCCUUAUAGAUAUAAAUACAAGCAGACAAGUGAUGAGAAUGAAGAAAAAUAUCAACGAGAGGAUUACAUGUGUAUUUGUUGACCUGACACUUAUUUCAUGAGAACUUGAGUGGCAGACUGCGAAGAGAAUUACUAAUGAAUCUUGGGAGUAAAAGGGUUGAAAGAGCCCCGUAAUAUGAUUAGAUUUGAGGAUAGCACGACUACAAGUGUCCUUAAUCCUUGAUUCUUUUUUUCUUCUCUUCAGGCGUUUGACCUCCAAAGAAGCAGGUUACGUCCCUGCUAACUACGUUAAAGAGAUUGAGGCCAGAACAGUAAAGAAAACGACAAAACAGAAGGUCAUCGUUCCCGAGAAGGUUUUGGUAAAACGAAAAGUGAAGAAGAAAGUCAAGAUUCAGAAGCAACGGGAAGUGAAAGUCAAAACUCCUGAAAAGAAAGGUUGGUAAUAGCUUUGGAACCUUCCUCUUGAAAGUAUUGUUUCGUAGCGUUCAUUUGAGUUUUUACAACUAGGAAAAUAAGUUGGAGCCAACUUGUACGACAUCUACAAUUAUACCUUAUGGAUAACUACGCAAGGGCUAAUAGGAUUUCAUCCAGAUACUGUAAUAGCUUGCGAGUAAGCCCUCAUCGUUUGCGCACGGGCAUGAAAGUGGCUUUGGGCAACGCGAGCCAGCAAGGGGUCUGCAAUGUGUCCAUUAGUGCCAGACCCCCAGCAAAUCUCUCCCCGACUCGUCUCAAAUCUUCCCGCGAGCAGAGAAACGCGCAUCUUUCAGCACUAGUAAUGAGGCUCUGCUCGAAAGCUAAUUGAAUUGAAUCAUUACUAUAAUUGGGCUUUACAACUGCGUUAAUGAGUACAAUCACUUCACAGGUGUGAAGAGAAAACCUUUCAGAAUUUUGAUCAAAAUACUUUCAAUGUUUCUUAUAGGAAAAUCUCGCCGACCAGUUAGACGUCAUUUCACCGCCCAUUUUGAUCGCGACAACGUUGCUACGCGUCAGAUCUCACUGCAGAACAUGUACUCAAGACUGGUGGAAAUGGCCGAGGUAUUGUGUGCGUUCCAUAGAGUACUUUUCGACUGAGUGUCGCAGAAAACCAAAGCUAUUACAACGGCCAAUCAGAAGAAAGGGAAAUACGUUUAAGAGCCAAUGAGAGCUUUAAAAAAAUAUAUAUAUAUAUACAAACUGCCUAAAGCGCGGCAAAACGCGGACGACCAAGUCGCGAGUGGUUUUAGUUUUGUAUCUGAUUGGUGAGAGAGUGGCGCGAGUUUUCUGGACCAAUCACAGCGCAAAGUAAAAGAAUAACAAACCAAUCACAGAGCAAAGUAAAGGAAAAGCAAAUCAAUCGCGGAAUACUUUCGACACUCAGUGGAAAUUUCUCUAUUCUUGUUGUUUAGUUAUUCUCCAGUGUUUUUGAGAUUUUAUUUCUUCUGAAAACAUUUUGUCUAACCUUGAUUGAAUUCACUUUAUAGAUUCGCCGUGAGAAUCUGGAGAACUCCAUCAAAUAUUUUCAUUUCAGUCAUGAAUGUGAUGAUAUCGAGUUUUGGAUGAAAAACAAGGUUUGAUUCCUCAUUGAUGUCUCAUUUCCUACUGGAUUAAUAUUAGUAUCUGAGAAACUCUGCACCUACCUCUCCCUUAACUCGACAACAGUGAACUGAUAACAAUUAAAGGUUAAUUUUGAGUUUGGUGAGGGGUAGAUGCGUAGUUGUUCACACACUGACAUUGAUUCUUCCUACCUUUAUCUGUUAAAUUAUUUUAAUGACGUGUCCACGAUGGAACACGUACAUGAAAAUGGAUUGACCGCGCGAAAAUAUGGUGGUCUGGGAUUAUAUUACAACUUCCUCAAGUGCCUCGCGCUACUAAACGCCUCGCCCUGGAUACUUGAUUAAUAACUUAGUCAAAUAAUGGAAUAUGUUUAUUGUAGGUCGAAUAGUCCGUCAUGCUCUUAAGUUAGGCACUGUAUUUUGACAGCAUCUCUCUUCAUUCUGGAGUUAAUAAAAGUAUUGGUUGAUAAAACUGUUAAAGGAAAACUUCUGGGAGGAGGGGGGGGAGGGGGGGGGGAUGGUUACUUGUGAAAGAUCAGCAACCCGACUUGGAAGAACAACACUACUUGCUCGCUUCAUGUUCAGGAAACCGAAGUGCACUCUACAGGUAGUUGUAAGAGUCAGUCUCUUAUUGCUGCCUAACAGUGAUACCUAAUAUUAACGACAGUGAUCGUGAUGAUGCAUUUAUAAAGCGCAUUCUCCGUAUUAAUUUGCUCUAAUGCGCUUUGUAACACUUUUUGGGGGACUUUGGCCUGACUGUAUUGAGUAAUUUACACUCUGUAGAAAGAUUAUUUGGCAGGUGUCCCCAAUUUAGGAAUUUUUGGAAACAAGGCCAAAACACCGGUAGGUACAUUCCCUACUCUUUGCGAGAAGUGCGUGGGUUCUUUAACGUCCCCUGCUAAUCAGUAGAGAGAAGAUGUACGUGACGAUGCCUGCGGUUUGUCGUCCUCAUCUAAGAAGAUUUGAAUGUCUACUCAUUUGCAUUUGUCAUGGCAAAGGUAGCACAUUCUCCUCAGUUAUUUUAAGACACUAAGGGUUAAUCCAGACUGGGGCUCGAACCCACGACCUCACGCACAUCAGUCCGGUGUCCUACAACCUUAAUUUUCAGCUUUUGAUCGUUCUAACAUUUGUAAUUUAACGUUUUGCUUCGACUAAUCAGGAAAGUCAGCUUACUUACAACAGUGCAUCUGAAUCAGACAACGACAUUCAUGUCAUCCGCAAAAAUAUUGAGGUAGAGUCUUCGGCUAAUCUGUCAUAUUUGUAACUUUUGAUUCCUUUUUUUCUGCCCUCUUCACCUCUGUGCAUUUUUGUGUUGCUAAUUACGUUUUAGAGCAAUUUUCAAUCGAGUAUCGAAAGAAAUUCGAGAUUGCUAUGUUUUGCUGCACUUCGGUCUGAUUGGUCCAGAAAAACGGGCGCCGAUCUCUCAACCAAUCAGAUGCAAGACUAAAACCAAUCACGACUUGGUCGCCCGCGUUUUCCCGCGCUUUAGGCUUUGAUUUUGGUUUUACGAAACUCAAUCGAAAUGAGCUCUAUCUGUAUGUAACAAUGCUUACGUUCUAAACUUCUGUAAUAUUUUUGUGUUGUCUUGUGUUACUGUGUUGCACAUAGGUUCUAAGCUUUAACCCAGCAUACUCUAAUUUGGUUGGAACGAACUCUUACUGAACCUACAGUCACAAAGGUAAAGAUGGUUCUCCACAGUCAAACGAAAAGUGGCCUUUCGCGUUAUUUUAGCUCGUCAUGUAAUCCUACCAUGGAACAGCAGAGAACGAUUUCAAGUACGCCUCUAUUCUUAAUUCUGUACCAGAAACGGGAAAGUCAGCCAAUUAACAGACGUAAAAAGUUGAAAAGUUUCUCUAAACUAAUAUGAUCCAAUAGAAGAUGGGAGGAGAGAAUGCUUUGCGGUGCGAGAGUUGGAACGUGUUUCGUUCUGUAUAGAACUUAAGUUUUUGAAUGGAAAAUGUACUUUCGUUCAACGAGAACGCAAUGCCAGUGGCAGGCGCUACACGUUAGUUUUCUUUAUGAUCUAUGAUUCAGCUUCAGUUUUUACUGAACGGAGAAUCCAGGACAUUGUGACCAUGAACAAUUUUACUGGACCUUUUUUCUCUUUUUUUUUUAUUUCGGGCUGUUUCUGUUUCACAACUGUACACGAUGUUUGUUUUGUGUCAGAUCUGUGCUAUUCUUCCUCAAAUGUUAUCACAGUUCUUGUCCAUUUGUGUGAGGCACUAUCGCACAAAGUACUGUUUCAAACAUCCUCAGAAUUAACUCCUUCACUCCUCGGAGUAACCAAUUUGUAAUUUAUCCCUACCAUCUCGAUACGUUGUCAAGCAGAAAGAUGAUGUGAAGCAUUAAGAAAAAGUUAUCAAUUAGUGCAUAUUGUUUGAAUUGACAUCAAGAAUUAUGAUCAAAAAUAAGAGCUCGGUCAUUAUUUAUCUCCGGGGGGCGGGAGGGGAUUUUGGCUGUCGCAAUAAAAUUUACCUGAUCCCUAAUGAGGCCUGUAGUAUUCUAACGAUCUCCCUCAUUGGCAGUCAUUUCUCAUAGCCGUCCCCUUCUACUAUGUUCGCGACGAUUGAUUCCCCCGCCAUUACCCCUGACAACUAUGUGAUCCCGCCCGAAAAAACAUUCCGAUCCCCACUCCCUCCACAGACGAAAAAUAAUGACCGGUUCCGAAAGAGAAAUGUAUAGCAGAAAUUGAGGAGAGUCGAUAUUGAGUUACAGGAGUGAGGGGGUUAUAGAGAAGAUUCGUGUCUUUUCACAGUAGCAAACGCACCUGUUCCGUGACGUGUUAAAAGCACAUCUAUUGCACCAGUGCCUACAUUAGGGAAAAAUGAGAGAAAGUUGUAAAGCCUGUUUGCCUUUUAAACUGUGUACACAGGGUCUCACGACAGAGCUAACAGCUAACAGCAACCGUAUAGCUGAGAUAAACUCGUUAGCAGAUCAGCUGAUAGACACGGAUCACAGGCAUUCGGCUGCAGUGAAGAAACGGAGGAAAGACAUAAACGACAUGUAAGAGUUAAAUAAGAACAAUUUUUUUAUUUAGUGUUGAAGGUAAUCUGGGAUUGCUUCUUCACUUGGUGAUUGGUUUAGAAAACUCGCGCCACCUUCUCAACCAAUCAGAUGGCUUGUGAUGACUGACUGAUCGUUGAGAUAGUUUUGGUUUUUCGACACCCAAUUGAAAAUUGCUCUAACCUCCUCCUGUAGAAACACGGUUUGAUUGUUGUUUUUUAAGGACUGGGAGUUCUUGUUAAGUUAAGCUCAUGGUCUUAUGUAUCCCCUUGUGUUUUUCUUGAAGGUGGGAAAAUCUUCAGCGCUUAAAAAAAGCCAAAGAAGAGGAACUACGUGAAAAACAUGGGUAAGAACACCUGGUGUGCGAGCAGGCGCUCAUUUUAGGCGCUUCGACUGCCGGUGAGAGGUCUGUGAGGGAUCUGGGCCAAGCACUUGCAGAGUUCUCGCCUUGCAUAAGGCCUCAAACUUGCUUGCGGGCAAGGAAACGCUUUCAUUAAAGCGUUAACCCUUUAACUUCCAAGGUCUGAUUGUUAAUUCUCCGCUCUUGCUACUACACAAUUCCUUGUAAAUUAGUCGCGAGAAUUUGAUGAAAGAUUAAGAUAACAACUUCUAACUGAUAAAGAUCUUGCUGGGAAAUUUAGGGUCCCUGUUAAAUUUUGUCACUUCUGGGAAAGUUGGGGAAGUUUAGUCCUUGUAUGUACAUGUAUACUCUGUGCCUCUCUACUUCACAAAAAAUGAUAUUGAAUUUUGCGUUUCUUUUCUUUUCUUUUUCUUUUUCUUUUUUUUUUUUUUUUUUUUUUGGGGGGUUAGGGUCGAGUUGUUCUUUGACUCUUGUGAAGAGAUGAAGUCCUGGAUUCAAGAGAAGGAUGCCAUUUUAUCCGAUGGAGACGUUGGGCGAGAUUUGGAGACUGUUAGAGCUUUACAGAGGAGACACCAAGUAAGUCAGUAAAAAAGAGAAGUGACAACUAGCUUCGAACAGAGCAUAAACCGACCUAGAUCCAUGAAACCCAAACCAAAGUUAUGCAGCACCAAAAAAGCGCGAGCGAACUAGCUUCUUUUGGUUUUAGUUUAGCGGUGAGAUUGCCCUAGAGGAUGACACAAGUUUUCAGACUAAUUAAAGGGUAAAGCGUUGCCUGCGAGAGGUCUGCAAGGGGUCUGGCUCUGAUAAUGAGUCCCAGAGCCCAGAAAAUCUCUCCCCGACUCGUCUCAAAUCUUCCCGUGGGCGGAGAAACGCGCGUCCUGCACCGCUAAGAAUGUGAGCGUGCUCGUAGGGUUAACAAAAUAAAGCCAAAAACGUUUUAGUCCCAGAUUGCUUUCACAAAUGUCAAGACUUAUAUCAGUGCAUAAAAAUACACAUACCACAUAAAACUACAUGUAAGGCACGCGACCGGCCCCCUCUUUAUAUUGUUCACAUUUAAAUUCUCUCAGGGUUUCGAAAGAGAUCUCGCCGCUGUGGAAGAAAAACUUGUAAAGUUACAGGACCAAGCAAAAUCGUAAGUUUUACAUUUUUGAUCGUUUAUUUGGGAUUGUCGAACUUUUAUCAGCGGUUGGUUCAGCAUGCUUGAUCAAGACAGCGGUCAAACGUCUGCGCAUGUGCGAUCUUUGUAAUGACAAGAUGACGUGCUUUCAGGCUGUCAAGACUAAGUUGUCUCACACAAGUUACAAACAACCACAUAAGCCAGUAAGUUACGGUGAUCGCAAGGCCUAUAACUUUUUCGUUAAAACUCAAAACAGAAGGGUGAAAAACCUGUACUUGAAUCAGCUUUAUGCUCGAAAACUCUCGGGUUUUCUUUUCCUUGCUGUUUUUUCCUGUCACAGUUUCCUGUGAAUGUUUCAAUCUUUUUAAGUUUAUUUUGCGAGACAGCGUUGGUUUGUUAAGUUUUUUCUUUGGAAUUUUGCACUGGGAAUUGGUGCGCACCCGGCCAAAAUUGAUACCCUCGCGCAUGCCCGAUGUUUAACCGCUGUGCAUGCGCGAUCUCUCUUACUUUGUUUUGCAGCCUUGUUUCCCAUCAUCCUCGACAAGCUCGUCAGAUCAAAGCUAAAGAAGCGGAAAUUAUUGGAUUAUGGAAUGGCUUGAAGGUGAGUUUCAAUUCAGUUUUUUGUUUUAAUAAAGAUGAGAGAGAAUAAUGGAAUGAAGUCAAGUCUUUUCAUGGUUGCCUCAAGAAACAGUCCUUCAACGUCAUAGAAACGUGGGUCGGAGUGCACUCCAUUGCGAAUAUGAGAAACUUGAAAUUACAAUAACUUUGAAGUUGAAAUAUAACACAGAGAGUUAAUGUUCGUGGGAAUAAAUAUCUUUUGGGCCUGACCCAGAGUCAUUUUAAGCCCGUUAAGCGUUUAGCAAGAUUCAUCUUUGUUCUUUCUCACUCUUUAGGGUAAAGCGAGUAAAAGAAAGAAUGUUCUGGAUGAAGCGUACGGUCAGCAGGGCUUCCUUGCUGAUUCAAGAGAUCUGGUAAAAGCAUGCGAAGACGUCUAACCGCAGACUUUUCUCUCUAUUUUUUUCGCGAUUCAUUGAGAUCACCUUGUUUCUGAGGAAGUUGUUUUAAAAUGCGUUUCCUCUUUCCUUUCAGUUAUCCUGGGCCUCAGACAUGCGUGAGUCGCUUAGAAUUGGAGACACACCGAAAGACGUGAACAGCGCCAAACAACUUCUUCAAGAACACGAAGGAAAGUGGGAAGAUAUUCAAACACACAACGACAGGUAAAGACAAAAUUGCAGUGGAAACAUUUAAAUCAUUUUUAAAUGGAAUCACUCAGGUUAUAAUUUAUAGUAAGGUUUUUAAAGAUUUCUUACAGAAUUCGUGGUUUAACGAAACUCUCCUUUUCAGACUUUGAGGUUUAGGUAUGGACCUAAAAUUCACACACUCCCUUCCCUGCCUCCCCCUACAAGGUUUGGUUUUUUUCCCCAUUCAGAUGUUAGGGGGUGGGACAAAGGCGGAAAUUUUUACUUAUUUGCGGUGUGGCUCCUUAAGUUGGGUUUUACGACACUCAGUACUUUGUGUCUCUUGUGAGCUGACUUUUUCCCUUGGUUUCUUUGAAGAUUUGACCAGUUAAUAGAAUAUGGUCAGCGGAUGGUCGCCUCAAACCCACGAGUGAGACAGCUAAAAGACAGAGUAGCAGCUUUGAAGAAAGAGAAGGCAGCACUGAAGGACACUUGGGUUGAAAGGAAUGAGGCACUAAAUGAAGGCCAAGAUUUGCAGGUAAGCUGUUCAGUCCUGAACUGAAGUAACUUCAUGUAGUCUUCACUGAUGUACCCGUCGUUUUGCCUCUCUCCGUCACAUCAUUGCACCAAACAGAAAGUGACCUUCACCCUCAAUCCCUAAACCCUUAAGAAUGACUAGCAUCUAAUUUCUCCUUACAGUAUCAGCCCCAUAUCACACUUAAAGAUCAUGAGAGUAAAGGAAAUGAUCACUUACUAAAGAAUCUCUUGAUUGUUAACCAAAUUCUCCUUGUCAGCAACUUAGGAAAUGUAGAGACAACAGAAUGGAGAAAAUGCAUGAUGAUGUUUGGGUGUAAAUGGUUAAUUGCUUGUACGUUUCCUUAAUCUGUCCUCUGUCUCCCGAAUAUGCAUUAUUGGUAACGUAUUCAUUGAUAUCCGGAUUUCUCAAUGCUCUGCUUCAAAGUAUCAGGAGUUGGUCUGUGGUUUGUUUGCUAUAGUGACUUCCUAGGUUCCUGAAGAGUUUCUUGUUCUCCUCUUGAGCUGCCUUAGCGACACCUAUCACACCUAUCAUCCGAUAUAGUGAACCUUCUUUUCGGGUGGCCAUCCGAGUAUAGGUGUCCUUUAAAUGAAAGUAUGAGAUACAGAUUACAGAGCACUUUCUUCAGAUGGAACCAAGUUUUGCAUCCCUUGAUCAGAGAUGUCCCUAAAAAAAAGUUCAUGGAUCGGGUCGGAAAAUUUUUAACGGUGUGUCAUAUCUUUAAAUUUUUUCUUUUUUGCAGGCGUUCAUCCGAGAUGCGGAAUACGUAGAUUCCUUGUCAGCUUCCCAUGAGGCAUUUCUCUCUAAUGAUGAUCUCGGGGUAUGAACUCUUUCACUGUAAUAUUUAAAUAUCCAACUUGACAGCCUGAGUUUGUCAGCUUUCAAAGUUUUUUCAUUGAAGGAACAACAAGGUAAUAGUGACCAAAUAGGAAUUUUUCCUUACAUUAUCAAUACAUUUUUAAGCAAAAUGGUGAUGUGAAGAAAGAGAGACCAAACGAGGAGUUGAAUGAACAUAAAUUCUCAGUAAUAAAACUAUUAGAAAUAUGUUGCAAAACGUGCGGAGAAUUUUUAUAUAGAUCAUAGAAGUUUAAAUGUCAAAGCAUCAGCGUCCUAAGGACUAACCUGUCUGCUCUCUGAUUUCAGGAUUCUGUGGAUGAUGUUCUAAUGCUCCUGAAACAACAUGAGAAUUUUGAGAAGACGCUGACAGCACAGGAAGAGAAGCUACACUCGUUAAAUGAUAUGGCGAACAGCUUGGUCACCGCUGGUCACCGCGACAGACAAUGGUGCGUCAUUUUUCUCAUCUUAGUUAUGUAAAAGCGGCAAAUUGUUAAGCCGCACUAAACUCGUAAGCGAAUUGACAAAAUAUUUAAACUAUAGUGUUAUUGACGGCAACCUUAGGGAUGAGAAAACUGAAGUCUAACUUCUUUCUUCUUAACUCGUUUGUCAGUUGUAAGACAUGCAAAUGUAACAUAUCGAUAGUGGUUUAGCGUGCUCUGUACUCUUACCGACAACGGCAAAUUGGCAAAUCAGAUUGCGACUUUACUGCCAAUUGUGGUAAAAAUGAAAUUCCAGCUACCGAGACGAGCCCUCGAUUUGCGCCCCUUUACUCUAAUCUCGACAUUUUUUUUAACUUAAUGUCUUGUAGGAUUUCAAAACGGAAAGACGAAGUCCUCAAAAGAAGACAGAAUGUCAAACAACUGGCUGCUAAGAGACGACAAGCUUUAAAGCAAUCUCAACUGCUUCAGAACUUCAAGAGAGAUACACAAGAGGUAACUUCCGUUAACAUUUUACCUCAGUAGACGGCUAUUCCAUCGCAGCCCAAGAUUGAAUUUUGUGUUUUGCAUAAUAAACACACUACCAAUGUUUUUUAUUGAAUGUUCACUUACUGAACUUCCAUCCACUUGCUUACAAGUUAGAGCUACCCAUAACAAAUGAUAAACAGCACUACCUGAAAGUCUAGCUCAGCUUUCACUCUGGGAAUUCACCCACAGACUGAAUAGUUUAUCUUGAACGACAUGAUAAAAAGUACGUCAAAAAUUAGUGCUCAUGAGUAGCUUUCAUUUUAAUGGGUUACGUGCUAGGGUUUUAUCCAGUGACGUAAAAUUAUGGCGAGCUGGAAGCGAGUGAUUUACAAACUUCUCUCGUGUCCUACCAACAUUCCUCGUGGAUUAUUAGUCGGUAAACCGGCAGAAAUUGUGGUCUAUUGCUUUUUAUAUAAUGAAAUUAGCCAAUCAAGGCGCUCGUAAGAUCUCAAUUAUUUAAUAAGGCAUAAUAAACAAUACCACUUGAUCGUACACUGUUGAUCUCAUCUAGAAUCUAAAACAUUCUCUGUGCAGGAUAAUACGCAGUGCCUCAUUACUGCUUAGGAUCUUUCAUUUGAAUGGUUACAUAAUUGAGUUUCAUCUAUAAAAUUUAAAAUGAAGCUAUUCCUUUAUUCUUCAGUUUGAGGCUUGGAUUCAAGAAAAACUUCAGAUUGCCACAGACGAAUCUUUUAGAGAUUUGACCAACAUACAGAGAAAACUUCAGAGACACCAGGCAUUUGAAGCCGAAAUCGCAGCCAACAAAGGUGGCUUCGAUCGUGUGAACGUGGUAAGUUUUCCAAGACUCGAUGUUCCUUUUUUAUCAGUUAACAGACUGUUCCUUCUGAAGAUAACCCUAUUCAACCAAUCGAUUAUCUAUCGCGCAUGCCUAGCAUCUAACGUUUAAAAGAAUCUUGCGGUUGCGUUUGUUGAGUUAGAGCAGGAUGCGUAAAGUUUUGGAUCCAGUGUUCUGUUGUACUUUUUGAACAUUUGUGUUUUACUUUAAUCUGUCUGAAAUUUCCUCGAAAUAAUGCGGGAGUUCAUAAACGUCUUAAGUGUAUUUUAAAUUAUUUGUUUAGAGUGGGAAGAAGUUGAUUCGCGAAGGGCAUUAUGGUUCUAAAGAAAUCAAGGACUUAUUGGGAAGGUUAAAUGAAAGUUGGAGCGAGUUAGUCAGCAAGUCCGCCGAUAAAGGUUCCAGAUUACAGCAGGCUCAGCAGCAGCAACAGUUCAACCGAGCUAUGGAAGACGUCAAGGUUGGUUUAGCGAGUAACAUAAAAACAGUAGAACAGAGUCUUUGGGUAUAGAAGAGAACACGGUAAGAAUUCAGGCUGCGACGCGAUUCGAACCAAUGCCUCUCAGAUAUUGAAACAUGAUUUAUUUCAUUUAUCAUUGAUACAUAAUUUAUUUCAUUUGAUUUAAAACUGUACGGCUUUCUCGCGCAGUCAAAAUGGAUUGCGGAAAAUAAACAACCCACAAGCGCAUAAGAAUCACUUCACUGAAAAUAUUUACCAGACCGAAACUGCAUUUUUAGGAUUUUUAAUUUUCCCUACCACCUUCAAUGGUUACCAAUAUUUCACCAGGUUUGGAUGAAUGAAGUUGAAACACUAAUGUCCCUUGAAGAUCUGGGCCAUGACUUGUCUAGUGUCAAGUUCCUCCUCAAGAAACACCAAGGAGUGGAGGCUGAUAUCGAGGUUCACGAUGCUCAGAUCCAGUCCCUUUGCGACCAAGCCCAGGUCUUGAUCGAAGAUGGUCAUUUUGAUGCGGGGAAGAUUGAGCAGGCAACAGAGAAUGUAUUGCAAAGGUGCAGUUACUUUCAUAUUCUUCCGAAAAAAGUUAUCGCACAACAUUUAUAUCUUAUCAUCUUCUGUAACUAAAGCCCAAAUUUUUUAAAGCUCAGGAGCGAAAUUAUGCUAGUUAAAAUGUAUGACGAUCUGGUAGUGUUUAAGGAUCGUGUCACUUUUUUUUUUUCCACAGAUUUGACGAACUGAAAGAACUGUCCUCCAACCGUCAGUCACAACUUGAAGACUCACUCGGUCUUCACCAGUUCUUUUAUGACAUUGAAAUGGAGAUGGCCUGGAUACGAGAGCACAUGACCAUGGCAACCUCGGAGGACCUGGGUACGAGUUUAAUUGGAGUUCAAAGACUACGGAAAAGACACUUGGUAAAACAUUUCUUCUUCGUCCUUUUAGAUAUAAUUUUUUAAUCCAUUUAGCUUAGGAUCUUUUCAAAUUUGAUUUAAUUCCUCUCCUCGGAGUGUAAAGUCAAUCAUUUUUUUGUGUGGAGGUUUUUCCUUCCCAGGAGCGAUUAAUAUCCUUUUAGUGUCCAUAUGUUAAUCAGAAAACAGUUGAUGAGAAUAAAUAACUUUUCAGCGAGAUCUCAUCAGUUGAUCAAGACCAAAUUCUAUUCUUUGAAUGAAAAGGAAACGUGUAGGAGCCAGGAGAAAGGAGCCUUGCAUGACGUCACCGUGAUUGGCAUCUCGACAACCUCAACGGAAGUCAUAACGCUUGAUUCUAAUGAUGGUUUCAGCUGAGGUUGUUGAAAUCUCCGUCUCUGUCACUAAGCACAGUCGUUUUUUGUAGAGCUUCUUUCUUCCAAACUUUGCCCGUUUUUGUCAAUCCUUUUGGGAGUUUUUUUUUUUUUUUUUUAACAAUUAUCGUAAUUUUUUUUCUUUUCAGGCACUGGAAAAUGAACUUUCCAACCAUCAAUUUCGUAUCGACACUGUGUUAGCUUCCGGUCAGGAUUUGAUCGACAGCAAUCAUUACGCAGCCGAUGAAAUAGAAGAAAGAUGCGAGGAACUGAAUGAGAGUUGGGAACUACUCAUGAAGGCUGCCGCUGAGCGAAAACAAAGACUUAGCGACGCUCUGGAAUCACAGAAGGUUAAUAAAUAUGCUUUAUUAUAUAGCUGGCAGCGCCGGUGGGCAAGGUAGACCGUUUCUUGUGUUCUGAUUGGCUACCUGAACGGGUAGCACGGACCCAUAUUGUCCGCUCGGGAUUGCCCGCUUUGAUUCCGUGCUAGAAAAAAAUUUUAAAAAUUCGUAAGGUUUUGACAGCAGUGGAGUUGCAAAAAUGCGGAAGAAGAAAGUCAAUACGCAGGAAACACGAACGAGUUUCGUGAAUUUGCUGCGCUGAAAAAAAAAAAGGAAAAAAAGAAUUCGGCCAAUUCCAAAAACUUUUUACCGAUCAGGCUUGGUCCAUAACACAUUUUCAUUGACAGAGCGCAAGGUCAAGAUGGCUGUUUUUACUUUGUACCUGUGUACCAAAGUGCAAAGACGAACGACCUCACACUCAGUCCGUGAAUGAUUUAUAGCAUGGCAGCGUAGGAGAUUAAAGAUUAGUGGUAAAGAUGAUUAAUUUAGGGUCAUUCUAUGCUUUGUCGCCCUCCUCAGUACUUUACAGAGGCUAAUGAAGCGGACUCUUGGAUGAAUGAUAAGGCUGGUCUGGCAGCCAAUCAGGAUUACGGAAAGGACGAGCUAUCCGCCGAAAAGCUGCUGACCAGGCACACUGCUUUACAAACAGCAGUAGAUACCUAUAGUCCGAUCAUCCAAGGUCUGGGCGAGCAGGCGAGGAAACUGGUGCAGAGUGGUCACUUUGCGGCUGAAAAGAUUGCCUCCAGACAGGUAAAUGCAUUCGUCAUGGAAAAAUUGUUUGUUAUGAGCACAAGGCGAUACUGAAAACUUGACAUCGACACCUCACACCUCGGUUUGUCAUCUUACAGGGGAAAAGCCAUUAUGCAAUAACUAAGUUUGCUUUCAUAUCGUUGCGUUUCAGCGUGACAUAGAGGAACAGUUUUUAGGGCUGCAGACGCUGACCAAUACGCGCCUUCAAAGACUGGAAGAGUCCAAGAAACUACAUCAGUACCUGCGUGAAGUGAAUGAAACCUCUGAGUGGAUUACAGAACAGCUUCAUGCUGCUUCGGCUGAGGAUUAUGGGAAAGAUUUUGAGCAUUUGGAGGUGUGUGUUCAAAAUAUGCUAAAACGGUUGAGCUCGUGGUCAAGGGUCGAGCUUUAUAUCAUUCGAAUUUUAACAUUGCCCUUUGUUUUUGGUUGCCUCUUGUGAAGUUAGGCAUUAGGUGGCGAUCGAAUCGAACUCUCAACAUCCCCCCUGGUAACCCCCCCCUCCCCCGGUAUUUGGACUGUUAAAGGUUGGCUCGUGCAAAUUCCCGUCCCCGGGCCAAAACUUUGUUCAAAUGAAAGACUCUUUGUAUGAUCAACGAAUAGAAGAAUUUAGCAACGUCAGCAAUUAGUUUUUUUGUGCUGCUGUUGGGUUUUUCGCUUGUAAGCAUCACUACGAUAUGAAUCGUCUUUCCUAGCCAUUCACUUACGAAAGCAGACUAUUAACCUUUAAACUCCUCCUUUAAAACACGUGUAUUACGCUGGAAAGACUUGACACUUCGGUUCAGAUGCCCCACCCUACCAACACAAGGUUCAAAUGUCCCACUCCCCGGGCGCGGACGACAAUCGAGGGGAUGUUGGAGCCUUAACGCGCACAUUUCGUAGCAUUUGUAAAUAGUGGUCCUCAAGACGAGUUCAAUGUGGCAAAUAUUUUUUAUCUCAUCACCAGGUGAUUCAAAGGAAGUUUGAGGACUUUCAACGCAGCGUCGUGGCUAAAGCUGAACGAUUUAGCGAGGUGGACAACUUCGCCAAACGUCUUGUGGCUGAAGGUCACACUGACACAGUGAUCAUCAAAGAACAACAAGAUAUUCUGAGGUGGGUAACACUCCUUUUCAGCUACUCUUUGGUCACGUCACAUAAUACACUGAGAGAAAGAGCAAGUUGCUUAGGGUUUAGUUUAACUGUUUAAAGUUUAACACACUAGUUUUUCAACAAGAAGAUUUUUACGUAAAAACUGCCGAUGCACAAGGGCAUUUUUUUUUCCUAACAUGAACUCUAAACGAUACAAGGAAAAGUAUACGCAACUAGGUUUCUCUUGGCAAUAGGGUUUUAGUCCGAAUGAGGCUUAACGAUGUGCUUGUUCAGAGGUAUGGCACGCCUUUGGUUGUCUCGUCUGUUUCGUUUUACCCUUCAGAUCCAUGUGGGCUCAACUUCAGGAUCAAAUCAAGCUUCGCACUAAGCGACUCGCCAGCGCCGCAGAGAUUCACGGGUUUAACAGAGACUUGAACGAGCUGAUCACUCGUCUCCAGGAAAAGGAUUCCUCGCUCUCCAUGGAGGACCUGGGCCGAGACAUGGCUAGCGUCCAGGGCCUUCACCGGAAGCACGAAGGACACGAAAGAGACUUGGUUGUGGUGCAGCAACAAGUUGAAACAUUAACAGCAGAGUCAGGAAAAUUGCAAGCUGCAUAUCAAGGUAGAUUUGAAAUGCCUACAUUGAGCAUACACGUGCAAAGUUUGUUCUGGUGGUAAGAGACUUGAGCUAGCCAUUGGCUGACCUUAGGAUAGAAAGGUGUGGGAGGGUUUUUAGCCAAUAUGUAAAUCAUCGUGAAACCAAAAUUAGAAACUAACAGAUAAGCUUAAACAUAGGAAUGGUCCAGGUGAGCUGCGUUUUUAACGGACCAAUACAAGAAAGCCAUAGUUAAGAGCAUUUCAUUUCAAUGUCGUAGAAAAGCAAUCACAACAGCCAGUCAUCAGAGUCGUUAAAAAAGUAAUCACAGCAGCAAAUCAGAACUGAGGAAACAUCUCGAUGAGCUAAUAAAGUCUCAGCUUAAAACGAGUAGUGUAUCUGUAGCGCGGGAAGAUGCGAGUAAGAAAGUCGCAAUUGGUUAUCGUCUAGCAUCUGAUUAGUUGAAAGAAUAGCGCUAGUGUUAGCUAGAAAGGAUAGAGUGAAUAUUCUACACCAAUCUCAGGGCGAGGUGAAGCAACGCCGAUACAUUUUAGGAUUACACCGAGUUGAAAUUUUCUCUACUGCACAGUAGAACUCGUAUUCAAUCAUUUUAUUUUUUAAUACCAAGGUCACACAGCUGAGAGCAUUAAAAAGCAUGAAGAAUUUGUACUGAGUUUGUGGGAUGAGCUCAAAAGGAAAACAACUCGAAAGAAAUGCAAGCUGCAAGAUUCAAGCGAUUUCCACAAGCUUAACAGCGAGGUGGGAAUAUCUUCCUCUAAACGUUAGAAGUUUUCAGAUUUUCCCUACAAAUCCUAAAUGGAAUAAAUGCUGAAUUAAAUGACAGUCAUUCUCGAAGUCUUUUUGUGAGGAAGAGAACGCUUUGCGUAACGCGAACAAACAGCGGUGAUAAAGUAAGCUGAUCCCCCUCCUGAAUCGAUAUUGUGUUUGGAUAGUUUAAAGGGGGGGGAGGGUUCCUCGUGUGAAUGGGACCAAUUUUUUUCUGCAGGGCGCAAUGUAUACACUUCUCUUUGUAAAACUUGCACGGUUUCCCUGGAAUUACACCACUCUGAAUCGAUAAUUCACUAUGGAAAAUAAGGGGGGCUUGCAAGGAAAAGAAUUUACUACUGAGAAAGUAUAAAAAAUUUCCUCGAUGCUGGUGAAACGCUAGAGUAGGCCUUCAUCCCAACCAAUCCUGCCAUCACCCUUUCUAGUGCCAGAUGAAUGUUUUUGUCAUUGUGUUAUUUAUGACGUCUGUAGAUCCGGGACCUUGUGUCAUGGUGCAUUGACAUGAGCCGCACCAUCUCAUCUGGUGAACCUGUGCAUGACGUAGUACACGCCGAGGCUCAGUUGAGGAGGAUUGACGAGCAUCGCGCUGAGAUGGAUGCGCGAGAAGAGGGCUUCCAAAAGGUCAUGGAGAUUGGCGAGAGGAUGAUUGACAAUGGCCACUUUGCAGCAGACGAGGUCAGUGUUUCGUUUGAUUUCUUCCUUGCUUCUUUCAUGAAGUAGGAGACGCGGUGGCUUAGUGGUCAGUGUACUGAGGUCCUGGGUCGAGACCUCGCCGAGUCAUUGCGUUGUCUUCUAGGCCAAGACACCUUCAGUGCCUCUCGUCUCCGAGGUAGAAAUAGUUACCAGCGAAUUACAUCGUCUCGCUGAUACGUUUGUCAUUUCUCACCACCUGUUUUUCGGAUAAUGCAUUAGUAUUAAAGGGGAAGGUAUAGAUUAAGGGGGUUAGCCGAACGGACGGUCAAAAUGAUUUUGUGAGAAGUCUUACCAUCCAGCUGGGAGAAAAACACAGAAAUGUGACAAGUUCUCUCACAGUUUGUGUAUUUUGAAAAGAGAAUGCGUGAAACAUUUGGAUCGGCUUUCAAUUUUUUGUUUCAAAUCGUUCAUCUUAUGUUGCUUGAUUAGUCAUAGCUAUUGUUACUUAUGUGUUUUUUGUGUUCUUAUCAGAUCGCAGAGAAGUUGGAACUGUUACUAACCGAACGUGAAAGUUUGUUUGCAACAUGGGAAGAUAACAAAACAGAACUCGAUCAAGCGUAUGACUUGCAGGUGUUUCUCAGAGAAGCGAAACAAAUCGAUACCUUAACAAGCACACAAGAGGUGAGACCAAUGUUGCUUGUAGGUUCUGACGUUUUCCAUGAUCUUUUUACUCUGCUGACUCACAGCAACAUAGAACCUAUUUGUUUUAUAUAGUUAAAAAGCAAAAUGUUGUUAACGGUGACGUCGUCUACGCAUCUGCCAUCCAAUAGGUAAUUGUUAAGAACCAAUCAAACUGCGCGUAUAACAAAACUUAUCAUAUAAUGCCCGCUUAGGACCAUGCCUAUCACAUACAUGCUAGUUCUUUGCAGUGACGCAUUCUUUUAUCACUAGGUUGUACUCGCCGGAGCAGAACUGGGAAGUAGCGUGGACGAAGUCGAUUCGUUACUCAGGAAACACGAAAACACAGAGAAGCUCGUUGCCUCACAGGAUGAGAAAGUGGCAAAUCUUUGUGAAUUUGGAGACACUUUGGUAGCGAACAGCCACAGCGAAUCUGACAAAAUACAGGGCAGAGUUCGUGGCGUGUGCGAACGGAGAAACAAAUUAAAUGAAGAGCUGCUGAAAAGAAGACACAAACUGGAGGAUUCGAGAAAGAUCGCGCAGUUUUAUCAAGACGUUGUUGAGGUAAAUAAACAGUGUAUCGAGGAUUUUUUUUCUCUAAGGCUUUGAGUUUCAUAACUUCCUGAAUUUAUCUCAAUUUUUGAGCGUAAUAAUCACAUCGUGCAUCUAGAAGGGAAUAUCUGUAAAUGGCCUUAAACGCGGGAAAACGUGUAAAAACAAGCUGAACCUUGUUUGGGUUUGCAUAUGAUUGGUUAUGAGGGUAAGACGAGUUUUCUGAACCAAUCACAGAGCUCGGUAGAACCAAACCAAUGUAAUUUUAGAUUACUUGCGACACUUAAAUAAAAAUUGUUCCAAAGCGUGCACCGCAGAGUAUUGCCACUCCAUUACAUGAAUACCAUUGUUUAAGGAGAUACUGAGACUAGUUUCCUAUGGAUGGCAACAAUUUUUUUUUUUAUUCCAUAGGCCGAAUCCUGGAUAACAGAGAAGCUCCAAACUGCCAGCGAUGACAGUUACAAAGACCCAGCUAAUUUGGAAACUAAGCUACAGAAGAACAAGGCUUUUGAAGCGGAGCUUACUGCACACGAGGAAGCCAUUGACGCUGUUCGGGAAACUGGUGAUGAGCUUAUCACAUCUGGGCACUUUGCGGCUGACGAAGUGGAACGCCGAAUCGAGGCGCUGUACCUUCACUGGGAGGAACUCCUGGAGGCGUCAGCCAAUAAAGGAAAGAGAUUAGAGGAGGCGAGGGAUCAUCAGAAAUUUACCCAAGAAGUCCACUUAGUUGACUCGUGUAUCAGCGAAAAGGUUGGUACUCCUGUGCAAUAUAUCUCUAAGGACAGGAUGCACUGUGGGUCCACAGACAGAAUGUUGUCCCCGCGUCGAGUUGUGAUAAUUCAAACUGAUUUGAAUUUGUGGAUGGUGGCAGCGAUUUGUUGUGGAAGAUUAACACGCGAACCAGUGUAUCACAGAGACCUUUCACAGCGAACUUUUUCUCCAUUCUAUCUUUUUGUCCAUUUGUUUGCGUUUGUGCUUUGAUGGUUCUGUUGUUCCAGAUCAAGGGGUGUUGCCUCUUGUUCCCCAUCCCCUUCCCCCCCUCCCUUCAGAAAAGAUCAGCUUUCUUGUAGUGGAAAUUAAAUAGAAAUGGUACAUCCAUGCCUUUGUUUUAUACUGGACUUUCGUAUUACAGGAAGCCGUUGUUUCUUCCGAUGACACUGGACGAGACAUAGAGCACUGUGUCCGACUGCAAAAGAAAAUGAAAGGAUUCGAUCAAGACUUAGCAGUAGAGGCUGCACGGGUAGAGACGAUCAACAAACUGGCCGAGAAACUCAUAUCACAGGCACACGCUGGGUCUGCGGAUAUCACCCAACGUCAGAAGGCGCUGAACGAGCGUUGGAAUCGCCUGCAGGAUCGAGCUGAAAUGAUCGAAAAGGCGUCAGGACAGGAUCAUAAACAAAAUUGUUCUGAUGAAGAUUCAUUUAUCAUAGUUUCGCGCCAAGGAACUAUGAAAUAGUACAUAAUAAUAGGUAGACCUCGGAGGACAAAGAAUUGAAAGGAUAAACCUCGUCAUUUGAACUGCUGUUUUUACGAAGUCUUAAUUUAAAAAUAUUCCUGAUUGGGAUUUUUAAAAGUAAAGCUAAUCAAGAACAGGAUGUUAAACAAAAUUUUUCUGAAUGAAGAGUCAUUUAUCAUUUUCGUUUUUUUUCAAGAGGGUAUGACGUUCAAUGAAUGCCCUUUAGCAUCUAAUUUCUCCUUACAAUAUCUCCCCUGAGUCACACAAUGAUUGAAAUGAUUACCAACUAACUAAGCUCUUGAUUUGUUAAACAAAUUUUUCUCGUCAGUACCUGUGGAAAUUUAUGGAGGACAGUAAGGCGAAUGUGCAUACUGAUGUAAAGGUUCAAAGGAUGAAAAGUUUUCGUUUUUUUGUUUUAGGCUGUGAUAUUUUCUAGUGAUGAUUACGGCCGUGACCUGCCUGGUGUCGAGGCUCUAUUGAGGAAACACGACGACCUGGAACGAGAUUUGACAGUCAUUGAAGGUAAAAUGGAGGCACUCGAAAGCGAGGCUCGUCGACUGGCUAGGUCCCAGCCCCACAUGGUAGCCACCAUUCAGGAGAGGCAAAAAGGAAUUAUAGAAAACUGGGAACGACUGAAUGACUUGUUCGAUGAAAGGUAAAGAGGGCUUUCAACAUGGUUAUGAGGCAGCAAAUGAUUUUUUUCGGUGUUGUUAACAAAACGACAAAUUUUAAUCCUAUUCUAACACAACCUUUGCAAAUUCUUACCAGGAAAGGAAAACUAGAAGCCAACCGACUCUUACAAAUUUUUCAAAUGGAUUACCGCGAUUUGAUGGCGUGGAUGACAGACCUAGCCACGCGAAUUUCAUCCGGGGAAGCAGCCAAGAAUGUCAGAGAAGCAGAGGCGUUGCUCGAACUACACACAGAGAGAAAGGUACUGUGAGGAAUGAGUGUUCACUGUGACGGAGGACUAACGCUUGCCAUGUCAGCUUUAGAAACUCUUCACGGAGGCCGAUGUACGUUAUCGACUCUAUUGAUAAAACCAAAUUAUCCUGUUACACCCCUACCGACUCAGCACCAAGGUUUCUUUAGAAACCUAUUCUCUUUACUCCUGAGUGUUUUGGCUCUUUCUUGACUUCUCUUCUUUCACGUGAUCUUCUCGUGCCCAGUCUGUUGCAGGUUAUGACAAGAGAAACUUCAUCCAGCUGAUAAUCUAAUUGUCUGUGUGCCGGAUGAUCUAUUUAUAUUGUAAAUAGGAAUUGUAUGUUUAUCCCUUCUUGGAGAUUAAAGGUUGAAGUGAUGUGCUCUCUUUCUUUCCCAGGGUGUAAUCGAGGCUCGCUUGGAGUCGUUCAAUAGUGCGCAUGCGUUUGGGCUCAGUUUGGUGGACCAGGGACACUUUGCAACAGAAGAGAUUCAAGAGAACUGCGAAGAAAUGAGUCUUGUCAAAGACGAGUUGUUGGAGUCUUGGGAAGAGAGACAAAUAGAGUUAUCCCAGUCUUUUGAAUUACAGGUGUGGUAGACUUGACUAUUUGGCUAAGUUGUGUUGUGACUUAAGGUCACCGUCUUCACGCAACGUUUCGAAGGAGAGUGUCUCUUGCGUUGCGUGUUAUUACAGCAAAAGGCCGCUUAGUGUAGAUACCAUAUACAAAUCUUUUUAAGUCGAAAAUAUCCCCGAAAUUUUCAGUCCUUAAAGUAGAAAAAUAACAGAGAAGCACAUGAAGUCCAAACGUCUAAAGACUGAUCGGCUACAAAGUAUAUUAAAAAAACACACACACAUUUGUUGCGAGCUGCAAUUUAGAGGCUUCAUUGAAAUGGUUUAAACCUGUGACCAGGGUUACGUUUUUGGCCUCAAAACGCGCUCUAAUACUUACCAUUGUCUUUCUAGCUGUUUCUACGGGACGCGGAUCAGGCCGACACAUGGAUUUCAACAAAAGAAGCGUUUUUGCAGGCAGACGAAUCAAGCGACAGCUUGGACACAGUGGAAACACUGCUUAAGAAUCAGCAUAACUUCGAAAAAUCACUGACAGCCUACGAAGAGAAGAUCAAAGCUAUACAACAAUCCGCUGACCAGCUCAUACAGAAGGACCACGUGGACUCGGGCCUAAUUAGCAAAAGAUGCAGAGAAGUGUUGGAAAACUGGGAACGACUGAAAACGCUGGCCACUGCAAAGAUUGGAAAUCUUGGUGAAUCAAGGAAGCUGUUUCAGUUCCUUAGGGAUGCUGAGGAGGUGAGAAACAAUGGUAGUCUGUAUGUUUUACUUUUUCAGUUUAACACGCAGUGUAAUAGUAUUAACGAAAAAAUUUCGCGAUUUUGAUUGGCUGAAAACGAGUGCAUUUUUCAUGUAAAACGAGUGCAAAUUUCAAAUAGCGCGCGCGCUGCCAAAAUAUUUUGUCUUGACUUUCUGUGAUGCGUUUUUUAUGUAAAUUAUUAACAAGUAACAACAUGAUUCCGCGUGCAAUUUGGUGUAAAUAAGCACUUGCAAAACUUUUCAAAAACCACAAAUUGCACUCGACCUACAGGCUUGUGCAAUUUUGUUGUCUUCGAAAAUUUACUCGUGUUUAUUAGCCCCAAAUCGCAAGAGAAAUCAUGUUAUUACCUAUACUAAUUGUAGAGGCCAUUUCUAAAUUACCUUUGGCCUCCUUUUCGAAACGAGGCCUGCUGCUCGACCACUCGUACGAAUACGAGUUUAAUUUGCAUGCGAAUGAAAACUUAUAAUAAUAUGAAAGGAUGAGCACCAGGACUCGCUUUGAAAAUGAGGCCAAGGUGAUUCGGAAAUGGGCUAUUGUGAAAAGAGACUGAAUAUCGUUAUUAUAAACCUAGCUAGUUUAGCUCAGCUAUUUCAACUGCGCGAGGGACCUGCUUUACAUUGCCAUGAUGCGCGUCUAUUUCGUGCGUGUAUUACAUUGAAUUACGAGGUUCACGCGUGACACGCAUGUAGCGCGCAUCCUGCAUAUUGCCAGGAUCAGUAAUGUCGAAUUUCGCUUUCUUGUAACAGAUUGAAUCGUGGAUGAACGAGAAACUACAAACAGCUUCCGAGGCAUCGUACAGAGAAACAUCUAACCUACUUCAAAAACAACAAAAACAUCAAACUUUUGAAGCCGAGUUAGCUGCUAACAAAGGUCAGCUUGACAAUGUGCUUCGCGCUGGACAGACUCUGUCGGAAUCCACUCCCCAAUCACGUGAAACAGUAGAAACGAGGCUUAAAGAUGUCAAAGAGUUGUGGAAGCUUUUGGGUGACAUGUCGAGCAGUAAAGGUCAGCGGUUAAAGGAAGCGAUUCAAAGGCAGACGUUUGAGAAGAACGUUGGAGACUUGGAAACGUGGAUUUCCGAAGUCGGAAAUACUUUGGCAUCAAAAGAUUUCGGUAAAGACGUGAAAAGUGCUAACAAUCUGAUCAAGAAGCAUCAGUUGCUCGAAGCAGACAUUACAUCUCGAGAGGAGAGAGUGAACGAUAUACUGAGUCAAGCGAUAGAGUUUGUUGAGGCAGAUCAUUUUGAGAAGGAUGAAAUUGAAGACAGAGCGCAAGCGGUGGCAGAAAGGUAAUCCUUUGUUGAAAGAGAAAAAUGAAAUCAGUAUUUUUGAUCUAACCUGAGCUCUCCUUGAAACAUUCCAUCCAGCUUGGUGAUGGUCUAGGUGAGAGUGGUUCUGAAAAGUACUCAGUGACAGUUACUGACGUUUCGACAACUUGAGCUGAAGUCAUCUUUGGAGUCAAGCGGGGAAUUGUCUUUUCAGUCAAAUGUCUGUUCCGUGAAAAUUAUUGUAAAUACUUUUAGUUUUGCAGUGUUGUUAUCGGCCGAAGACUUGAGUAGCCCUCAUCCGUAAAAAACGACCAGUCGGUCAUUAUAGACCAGACUUAAGACAUUUAGCCAAUAAAAGACAACACUUUAACUGACUCUGAUGUUGGGAAUACACUCACCUGGAUGAUCACUGGCUCCACGCGAUCGACUGACACUCCUUAUUUCAGCUUCUAUUGAGAAAAGAACUCAGAAAACCAGAGUUUUAAUCGAGGAAACGUUAUAGCAUUGUACGAAUACUUUUGAAGAUGAAGGCACUGCUCAUUUGAGAAUAUAAACACUGGUAUGAAGUUUGUUAAGUGUUCUUUUGUUUUAUUUUAGAUUUAAGUGCCUUUCUGAGCCAGCUGAAGCACGAAGAAACAAACUGCAAGAUUCACUCGCUCUUCAGCAGUUCCUCUCUAAUGUGGAAGAAGAGCUGGCCUGGAUACGAGAUGAGGAACCGCUGGUCAAGUCAGAUGACCUAGGGCGCACCCUCAUCGGUAUGAAAAAUUAGAACAUGCCAAAGAAAAAGAAUAUUUCUUCUCUCUUUUCUAUAAAUCACAAAUAAAAUUUAAAAACAUGUUUUAUCUGCAGGAGUUCAAAAUCUUGUCAAGAAACAAGAGACAGUGGACUCAGAGAUCACAGCGCAUGAACAGCUGAUAAAUACCGUUAUGUCUACCGCUGACCAACUCAUUGAGCGUGAGCAUUAUGCUUCCGACGAGAUCGAGGCUCGAUGUGCUGACUUGCAAGAAAAAUGGGCCGAGCUGACGAGUUUGUCAGCAACACGUCAUCAGAAUCUGCAGGAAUCCCUCAAGGCUCAGCAGGUCAGAAAUAGAAUCUGAAACCUUGAAACGAGAAGGCCGAGACGAUUUUUGCGAGUACCACUUGUACUUCUACAAUCCCCUUCCAGAGCAACCAUAACUUUUUUUUUCGCUUUGAUAAAGUUAUUGUGCGAAUUCCGCUACAAGACAUUACCAGAUCAUCACUGGAGCCUGUCAGAAACACUGGUGUCCGAUUAUUUAAACCAAGUUUAGCCGUUGUUUAACAAAAGCGCAAAACAAUCCUCAAUUGAGCGGAACCUUUUAUCUGAACAUUUAUUUCGGUGAACAGUAUAAAGAAGGCUGAAAGCUAACAGAGUAAGGACAUUUAUUUAAUGAAAUCAACCCACUUACAGAGAAUUCCUGAAGCCCACUGACUUCGUAAAACCGUGGUUUGGGUUAGACUUUGCGUAAAUAACGGGCCCUAAGUUUUUACAUUUAUUUAUAUGUAGCUCCAACAUUAGUACGGCGAACUAUUUGUUAUUUUUGCAUUGUUAGAGGCAUAUCAAUACCCAUCCUUUUGCAGGUGUUUAAAAGAAUCAGUCUUUAUACAGUGUAGUGUCAGAGUCAUCGUAAUGUUGUAAUCGAAGAUGGUCCUUUCAUGGAACAUGUUACAUUCUUGAAGAUUCUCGUCCAACUUUGAAUAUUUUUUUCUUGAAAAAACACGCCCUUUGUUUUCAUAUAUUUCGUCUUGUAACACUGGUGUUACCUUCAUUUCCUCAGUUCUACACGGAAGUUACUGAAGUGGAGACCUGGAUUCGAGAAAAGUUGCCACGAGUCUCCAGCGAUGACUAUGGCCGGGACGAAACUAUGGCCCAGUCCCUGCUGCGUAAACAUGAGACUCUGGAACUGGAAUUAGACAGUUAUAGGGCAAAAGUCGGUGAUCUCAGAAACACGUGCCAGGCGCUUGUUACAGCUGGGAAUUUCGACGCUGAAAAGAUUCAAAGACGCCAGGUAAUAAGAAACAACUUGUAACGUUUAUAACUAAGUGAGCUUAGACAAAAUAUGGGAUUGAAUUAAUUUUAUUCUACUUCUGCUCUAUGAAUUGCCCAGGCAGACGUGCCAUCAUUUUAACGUAUCAAAGGGUAGGCCAGGCUUACAUUUUCAUAGUUAACUCAGGCUGCCUGAAGCGUGAAAAACCGCGAGUGAGCAAGUCGCGAUCAGUAUCGAUUUUGCAUCUGAUUGGUUGAGAAAAUGGAGCGAGUUUUCUGAACAAUUGGUGACCGAGGUAAAGUUAAAUUUAUGUAAUCCGAGAAUGGUUUACACACUUAUUGGAAAGUUUCUCCAAGCUACAGUUGCUAACCGUCUUAAUUCUCCUAACCCAUUAUCGGUUGUUCUUAAGCGGUGUUACGAUCGCUCCAUGGAAUCAAAGGGCGUAAUUGUCUUUCUUUCUUCCUUAGUCGGAGAUGGAGACUCGUUUUGAACAACUGAGCGAAAAAUCCUCGUAUCGUCGCCAGCGUUUGUUAGAUUCCAACCAGCUGUUCAACUUUUUCCGGGAAGCCGACGAAGUUGAGUCGUGGAUUGCUGACAAGGAAUCGAUUGCCAUGUCGGAUGACUACGGUCGCGAUAUUGAGCAUGUAGAAACUCUGCUCAAGAAGUUUGAAGACUUCACACGUGACUUGGUGACUUCUGGCGAGAGGAUUGCCAGUCUUACCACGCAAGCGCAAACUCUUCUGGAUGAGGGUCACAGCGAAGGAGAAGUAAGUAAUGUUGGGCUUUUUGUUUGUAUUUGGGUAUGGCUUCCUGAAAAUGUACUAAUUUACAUAAAUUCCUCAUCAUUUUUAUGCCUUUUCUCCAUUUCUUACGCAUGAUCUUUUUGGUCGAUGGCUGUUUUGAAAUAAGAGUAUGUAGAUAUGUCAGUUGUAUCUGAGAUUUUAACGUUUUUUUGAGGACUAUUUUAUGAAAGCAAUAAUUCCAUGUUAACGGAGCAUCGUCUCACAUCUCGAGGAGGGGGUAUUUUUGCGACUGCCUCUAAGGUUUUCGUAGCUUUCUCAAAUUUCCCUAAUUCCCUUCUUGUUUAGUUUAGACUAUGUAAACACGGAUAAAAUCCUCUUACAUGGUUUAAGUAUAAAUCGGACCAAGCUAUGUUUGUUCUCUUAGUCUGUCCGUCUACAACAGUGUGGAACUUCCUUUGAAGGGAAGCCCUUUACACUAAAUUUCGUGACCUUGAAUAGAAGUGUCUCAAAAGUAAUUUCCUCUAUACUCGUAAUUUGAGGAAGCUGUGCUCAAUACUGAUUACCAAGAUAAUAUUAAUAUACAGAGCAUAACAAAGAAAUCUAUUCAAAUCAACGAGUGAGGUAGGUCUGAAUUGUUUAUUUUUCUUCAGGCAAUAGAGAAUCGUAUGGAGGAGGUUUGUUCUAUGUGGGACACAUUGAAAGAGAGAACCAACGCGCGCCUUGAAGCACUGGACCGAGCGAGAGAAAUCCACGCCUUUAAUCGAAAUGUGGAAGAUACAAGGGCCUGGAUCCAAGAGAAAGAGGCGGCUCUUAUGUUCUUUGACGAUGGGGCACGUGAUCUGAGUGGUGUCCAGGCCUUGCAAAGGAAGCAUCAAGGCUUCCAAGUGAGUAAUUCUUUAAUUUUAAAAUAUUAGCUAGUUUUAAUGAUAAAUUAAUAAUACAAAUGCCCUUCCCUUUUUUUGUUGUUGUUUUUUGCUAAGCAAACUUUGUUGAAUGGUGGGAUUAUUUUGAUUUAUGGUCAAUGUCAAUGAUGUUCGAAGAAAUAAAUGAAGAAAAUUAAAACUGAAACUCAAAACGUUAUGCCGUUGGGGGUUAUGGGGCGAGCACCCUAAAUAACGUGACGUAGCAUGUAAAAUAUGGCGUGACACUCGUGACAUCACCAUACCCGAUAUCAUCACUCUGGACUUAGGUUAUGUAUUCCUUUACAGUUGGAUCUGAAGGCCCUUGGAGAAAAAGUGCAAUCAAUCGCAAACGAAGCAGAGGACCUCGCUUUAAAGUUCCCUGAGGGUCAGGAACAUCUUACAGAACAAAGGGACGAGGUGGUGUCAUCAUGGCGUCGCUUACAGGAGAAAGCCAGCAGUAAAAAAUCCAACUUGACCCAAUCUGAGGAGCUGCAGAAGUUUUUAAAUGACUUCAGAGAUCUUAUGUGAGUGUACUUUGUAGUUUGCUCAAUUUAAUUGUUUACGUCCCUUUUUUUGCUGUGGGGUCGAUAGGGCAAGGUGACCAACUGAAGGGAUUAAACGUUUUCACGAACAUACAACACUUUCGGUGGGAGCUUAGAAGGAUGUUUUACUCUCUCACAGAGAAAUUAGGCCAUUGUUCGUUCUCGUUUCCAGUCUCUCCCUAUCGCUCCAUUGGCGGGAAUGAGAGAGACUCUGGAAACAAUGUUGAUCAUUUUUGUAGGUUGCUUUGUAAAAUAGGAAAACACUCUCCAUCCCUGGUUUCAGUUGUAGCACAAACAGGAAGCUAUUUCUUACGACUGUUCACUUUUUAAGUGGUCGUUGAUCCGUAAGUUAUUGAAAUAAACGAGUUUGUUAGAAAGAUCGAAACCCAUUUUCUUAGAGGAAACGUUUUAUCUUCCUAGGUCGUGGAUCAAUCACAUGUCAUCUGUCCUCAAAGACGACGAACAGCCUGAUGACGUCACAAGCGCAGAAAACUUUCUAGCUCGUCACCAGGAGCACAAGGCCGAAAUAGACACGCGGCAAAAGAGUGUCAAUGAAUUCUUUGAAGCCGCUGAUACUCUCAUCGCCGACGGUCAUUCUGCGUCUGCAGACGUUAAGGAAAAGAAGCAGCGACUUCAUAAAGAGUGGUUGGCGUUGCAAAACACAUGGCAGGAGAGAGGCACAGAAUUAGAACGAAGUAAAGAAGUGCAGGUCUUCAAACGAGAUGCUGACCAAUUGGAGGCGUGGCUCAAUGCACGUGACCUUGAUCAGGAGUCCGGUGACGUGGGCGACUCGUUGGAUGCUGUGGAGGAAUUGAUAAAGAAACACGAGGAGUUUGAGAACAUGGUUCUAGCACAGGAGAUGAAGUUGUUGGGAAUUAUAAAACUGACUCCACAGGAACAAGGAAUCCAUAAACAGAAGGAAGAAGAAAAUGAGAUGAGGAAGGAAAGAGAGAGACGGAAGAAGGAAGAGGAAGAAGAAAAGAUAGAACGGGAGCUGAGGGAAAAGAAAAGACUGGACGAAUUGAGGCGAAAAGAGGAAAAUGAUCGGAAAGAAAAAGAAAGGAAACAACGGGAGGACAGAGAAAAAUUACGGGCUUUGGAGGAUAGAAAGAGGGCUGAGGAAACAGCGAAAAUGGACGAGAAAAGGAAGAAAGAAGCGCAAAGACAGCGCAUGAUUCCUGAGGAACAAAGGACGCAAGGGGAACAUAGGAAUGCGCUUGAUCGGUUCGAUAAAAAUCAAAACUACAAACAGUCAAGUCAGGUUGGUAGUCCAAAAGAUGAGCGCCAGGCUUCCUCAACAUCAGUUAUUGAGGGAAUCUUGCAGCGCAAACAGGAAUUUGAACCGGGUGCGAAAAAGUCGCCGUUACGUGCAUGGAAGACGCUGUACACUGUACUUCGCGGUCACCAACUUUUCUUCUAUCGCGAAAAGAAGGACGCGCAGAGUUCAAACUAUGCUGUCCCUCCCAUUGACGUGAAAGAUGGCUUCUGCGAGGAAGCUGGCGAUGCUGCAAGAAGGAGGAACGCUUUUAGAGUCCUCUGUGAUGACGACUCUGACUAUCUCUUUGUAGCGAAAGAUCCUUCCGAUCUUAAGCGCUGGCUCCGAUGCAUUAGCGAAGCGGCUGGCCAAACGGACCUACCCAGUCCUCCUCCGCCACCUCAAGGUGCACGGCCAAUAAGUCUAAAGUCUCCACCACGAACCAAAGGCGAGGAAAGCCCGGAAUCCCCGAAACGAACACAGCCUUACGGUCGAACUUAUAAACCAUUAAUCACCGUUACGAGCUUUGAUGACGACGAGGACGUCCUCAUAGAUCCCCCACCCCCUCCCCCUGUUAGUAUCCUCCCUCCCUCUAUUCCUUCAGACUUUUCCAACAUUGGUGUACCUGUGGGCGGCGAUCUCAAAGAUAAACUUUACCUCGUAGAGGAUUUAGAGAGCCUUCCAUUAGAGCCGGAUGAUCCCCCAACCGUUCCUCCCCCGGAUUUUGCUGACUUUGACGGCCCCUCCGAUGACGAGCUUCCUGUUUUACCGACAUCACCUCCACCAGAGUUUCUUUCUGACGAUGAGAAUGCUUUUGAUAACGACUUUGAAGAUUCCUCUCCUGCUUACAAACCUUCAUUAAUGCAUCACUCUGCGGCAUCUCCCAAGGAGAAGACAAGACCGACCCCUCCCCCAGUGGCACCUAAGCCGGAGGGGCGCACGCGAUCAGACUCUAAUGACUCGCUGCAAAAAGGUCCAAAACCUCCCGUCAAACCUAAACCCAUUUCUGACAGAACUCAUCUGCAUGGACAGCGGUCAUCAGACAAUGGGCAUGCCCAAGACAUUCCCAGCCCUUUACGGUCAGCGGUACACAGCGUGGAGAGUCCGCCUGACGACAAAAAGAACGAAAAGAGGAGAGGAGUUUUGGGAAACAUUUUCAAAAGGAAAAAGUGACACAUGAUAAAAAAUCAAUUUUUUUAAAGACACAUAGAAAUCAAUUUUUUAAAGUAGAAAUUAGCACUUGCUGAAGUGUUUAGAAUUACCAGUUGUGAAGAAUGCAUUUUCAAACUGCUACACAUAUUUUCAUUAGAACUAGAUUUUUAGAGGAAUUUUUGUGAUAUUUUUUUAUAAACCAUGUGUCAAAAAUUUCUAUUUAAAUGUAGAUUUUAUAAUAUUUAAAUGUAAAUAAAGUAUUUUUUACUAUUAGAUAAUAAAAGGGAAAACC
Pocillopora meandrina is the source of this 41908-nucleotide messenger RNA. The record is from the annotation of a GenBank genome assembly. Lineage: Eukaryota; Metazoa; Cnidaria; Anthozoa; Scleractinia; Pocilloporidae.